Molecule: messenger RNA, 1436 nt
Organism: Rubroshorea leprosula
Lineage: Eukaryota; Viridiplantae; Streptophyta; Magnoliopsida; Malvales; Dipterocarpaceae
Source: the annotation of a GenBank genome assembly
GGUUUCAAUUGAUUCUGUUCGCUUUAAGGCAGGCCAAUAUAUGGCAAUAGGUGCUAUAGCUUUUGAUAUAAUUUUCACUCUGUUUGUUGUUUGGAUGAAGCAGAAUAAAGAUCUGUUCAAAUUCUUUUUCUGGUGGAAGCGAAAAGAAAAUGAACAAGAUGUUCUUGGAUUUGAUGUGUCCUUUGGUGAUGAAUUUGGGAAUGGCAUGGGGCCUAGGAAGUUCUCUUACAAUGAACUGGCUAAAGCAACAAACAAUUUUGCAGAUGAUGAGAAGCUUGGCGAGGGAGGGUUUGGAGCAGUUUAUAAAGGAGUCUUGCGGGAUUCCAGUACAAAUGUUGCUGUUAAAAGGAUUUCCAGGAGUUCCAAACAAGGAAUCAAGGAGUAUGCAUCAGAAGUGAAGAUUAUUAGUCGAUUGAGGCAUAAGAAUUUGGUGAAGCUUAUUGGAUGGUGCCAUGAAAAGGAACUCUUACUUGCUUACGAGUUCCUGCUUCAUGGCAGCCUGGAUUUUCAUCUCUUCAAAGGAAGGAGCUUGUUACCAUGGGAGAUUAGAUACAAAAUUGUGCAGGGUUUAGCAUCAGCGUUGUUGUAUCUACAUGAAGAAGGAGAUUUCUGUGUAUUGCAUAGGGACAUAAAAGCAAAUAACAUUAUGUUAGAUUCGGCUUUCAAUGCUAAGCUUGGGGAUUUUGGGUUAGCUAGACUAGUUGACCAUGGAAAAGGGUCACAAACAACUCUAUUGGCUGGAACUAUGGGCUACAUAGCUCCUGAGUGUCAUAGAAAAGGCAAGGCAAGCAAGGAAUCGGAUGUCUACAGCUUUGGAGUUGUGACACUUGAAAUUGCAUGUGGCAGAAGGUCAAUAGAGCCUACAUUUGACGAGCAAGAGGUGUCACUGGUGGAUUGGGUAUGGGAAGCAUAUAGGAAUGAAAUGCUUCUUGGUGUAGCUGACAAGAAACUUUCUGCAGAUUUUAAUGCGAAAGAGAUGGAGUGUUUGCUACAUGUUGGGUUGUGGUGUGUGCAUCCUUCUCCCAGUAUGAGACCAUCAAUUAGGCAAGCAAUCCAGGUGCUUAAUUUUGAGGCAAUGCUACCCAAUCUAAAAUGUAAGGUGCCUAUACCCAACUAUGAUAUCCCUAGUACUUUCGUCAUCAAAACAAGUGAACCUAGUUCACUGAGCAUUACUUUGCCUCGCUAAUUUUCAUGUCUUAUCUAGUACAAAUUAGUUUUGAUAAUAAACAGGUGUGUUUAUUGUUUGAGAUUACUGGACUCUUGGCAUGCUAGUUUGAAUUUACUAAUCUUGUGGCUUUUUCCGGUCUUAAGGUGUUGUUUGGUAAAUUUAUUGUCUUUUGACGUUGGCAAAUGGCAAUUUGCAUCCUGAGUUAUUGGCAGAAAAUUAAUGGUAUGUAUAGACUGGUGAUUUUGGAAAAUUAAGGAUUAGUACUGAA